AUGAGCACUCUCUCCUCCUCCCCCUCCACCCUCUACUCCUCCCUCCAGUCAGACCUGUUCCAGGAUGACCUGUAUCCAGACACGGCGGGUUCAGACCCAGCUCUGGAGCCAGAGGAGUGGCUGGAGGGGCGAGACGAGGACCCCACCCUCCAGUCCUUGAGAGAUGGCUACGUUCCCCCUAAGAGCCGCGAGCUCAAAGUGGCCAAGAAGAACGUUCUGGACUCCAGACCCACCACCAGACGCAGCAUGUCCUCCUGCGACGGCUCAGCCAACCUGCCUCCUCAGUUGGUAGAGCGGUUGUUGGAAGAAGUUCAGAAUCUCAAGGCAACAGUUCUGUCUCAGGAGAAGAGAAUCUGUGACCUUGAGAAUAAACUCUCCAAGUACACCAACGGCACAGCCUAAUACACACACAUCCUUCACACACACACACACACACACACACACACACACACACACACACACACACACACACACACACACACACACACACACCACGACAACACUCUGUAACAGCCCACACACACAAUUCCACUAUCCACAUACACCGCCACACCCCUACACAAUAGCCUUACUGCCUUACAUACACAGCCAGGCCAACAUUCAAUCAAAGCUGUUAGCAAUAAGCACAUUGCACUUGACUUUUAAAGGCAAUUUACGAUUGAGCUGAAAUCCGCGGGUGUAUACCAUGAAUGUGAUCUCCGUGAACAACUGUGAAAUUGUCUUUUAAAAGGUGCAUUGUCGUUUGUGUAGUUCACAGCUCUGCAACCUGCCUAAAUUCCACGCUAGCAACCCCAAUAACCCCUAACUUCAAACACAUAUAACCCCCACCCCCCGUACACACACACACACACUCACUCACAUGCACUCACAGACACCCCCCCCCCCCCCAACCAAUAAUGCUCAGUACCUAGAGAGAGUGUCAGUUAAAAAAUGAUGUUGUGAGUCGGGUUGUGAGAGACAUUUUGUGAAAGUUACUGGAAUUUUGAAAACCUAGUUGAGAGUACAAACAGUAUCAUAGGCUACUACACACACGCACUGUCCCCAUCCCUCCAUCCAUCACCGACCAACACUCAGUAAUAACCAUCUCUGGAUCUCAGUCAACCUUCUCAAAAUGUAAAUAGUGCGAUAAAGCAAAAAAGGUAGGGGGGGGGAGAAGUUUUUAAAAAUAACCACAUUUGUGAAAAAAAAUCUAAUCUAAGAAGACUUUAGUGUGUUCUGUAGAUGAUUAUACAUGAGACACGUGAUGACAUCAAUUAAAACAAUCUGUUUUUUUUAACUGGUUGGACUAAACUUUUCCUUUUCUUGUGUCAUGGAGAUGCUUUAAUUUUUUAUGUAAUGUUUUCUCUGUGUUUUACAAAUGUUCCAUCCUGAGAAUAAAUCACUCUUUUUCCUGUG
This is a messenger RNA of Oncorhynchus kisutch (coho salmon), 1395 nucleotides long. Its product is annotated as coronin-6-like. Gene Ontology annotation, molecular function: actin filament binding. The coding region runs from base 1 to 402 and encodes 133 amino acids. The transcript is spliced from 3 exons. Gene Ontology annotation, biological process: cell migration; actin filament organization. The record is from RefSeq and is a predicted model, not a curated record. NCBI's taxonomy places the organism in Eukaryota, Metazoa, Chordata, Actinopteri, Salmoniformes, Salmonidae.